UGUUAGUGUUCAUAAUUUAUUCCGACGAACAUUUGUAGGUUAAGGAGGUGCUAUUUUUAAUUGUUUAUAAUGUCGACAAAGCCGUUGGACUACGAGAAUUUGAAUGAGAAUGUGAAGAAGUGUCAGUAUGCUGUACGUGGCGAGCUUUAUCUUCGAGCUUCGGAACUUCAGAAGGAAGGAAAGAAGAUAAUAUUCACGAAUGUAGGCAACCCUCACGCCCUUGGACAGAAGCCGCUGACGUUUCCGCGCCAGGUGAUUGCUCUCUGCCAAGCUCCCUUUUUACUGGAUGAUCCUAAUGUUGGACUCUUAUUCCCUGCUGAUGCAAUCGCCAAGGCUAAACACUAUCUUUCGUUGAAUUCCGGAGGUCUAGGUGCUUAUAGCGACUCUCGUGGCAUUCCUGGUGUAAGGAUAGAAGUUGCGGAUUUCAUUGAGAGACGUGAUGGAUAUCCAAGUGAUCCGGAACACAUAUUUCUCACGGAUGGUGCCAGCAAAGGAAUAAUGCAGAUCUUACAUACCAUCAUUCGGGUUCCCACUGACGGGGUGUUGGUACCUGUUCCGCAGUAUCCGCUAUACUCCGCUACAAUAUCACUGUAUGGGGGUUCUCUUGUUCCGUACUAUCUUGAAGAGACCGCAGACUGGGGUCUUGAUAUCAAUGACCUUAGGCAAUCCAUUGGACAAGCUCGACAGAACGGAACAACUGUACGAGCGAUGGUGAUUAUAAACCCUGGAAAUCCUACCGGACAGUGUCUUACCGAACAAAAUCUAAGACAAAUAAUACAAUUCUGUUAUGAGGAAAAUUUGGUAUUACUUGCUGAUGAAGUUUAUCAGCAAAAUAUUUACCAAGACAAGCAUCCUUUCAUGAGUGCACGGAAGGUUUUAUUCGAUAUGGGUCAGCCGAUAAGCAAGGAGCUUCAGCUAGUUUCGUUUCAUACGGUCUCCAAAGGUUAUUGGGGUGAAUGUGGACAGCGUGGUGGAUACUUCGAGAUGACCAACAUUCCUCCCAAGUCGGUUGAAGAGAUAUACAAGGUUGCGUCAAUAUCGCUCAGUCCAAAUGUCCCUGCUCAGAUAUUUAUGGGGUUACUGGCAAACCCCCUUAAGCUGGGAGAUAUCUCGUAUGAGCAAUUUUCCAGAGAAAGCAAAGGCAUCCUCGAGUCACUAAGGAGGAGAGCGCAUAUAAUGACCGACGGUUUCAAUAGCUGCAAAAAUGUUGUUUGUAAUUUCACAGAAGGGGCGAUGUAUUCCUUCCCGCAAAUUCAAUUGCCUCCUAGAGCAAUUGACGCUGCAAAGAAAGUCGAGAAAGCUGCUGAUGUUUUCUAUUGUCUCAAGCUGUUGGAAGCAACAGGCAUCUCUACUGUCCCCGGUUCGGGUUUUGGCCAAAAGGAAGGGGUGUUCCACCUGAGGACAACAAUCUUACCAGCAGAAGAAGACAUGCCUUCGAUAAUGUCGAGUUUCAAGAAGUUCAACGAUGAAUUCAUGGAUCGAUAUGAAUAGCAACGUGCCUAGCGCGAUGGCUAUUAUUCGAUUUAUGUUCGACGAAAAAUGAUGAUUCCCAGUCUUUGUUUUCUAUGUUAGACUUGUUUUCUUGUUGAUGAAUUAUUUCUCAGAAUGUUAAACUGCUACUUAAUUGGGGGGUGUUUGAAGGUGUUCUUGCAAGAAUUAUUUUCAUAUAAAUAAAGAAUCAUCAUUUUAUA
This is a messenger RNA of Capsicum annuum, 1691 nucleotides long. RefSeq names its product glutamate--glyoxylate aminotransferase 2. The transcript is spliced from 13 exons. The record is from RefSeq and is a predicted model, not a curated record. Gene Ontology annotation, biological process: photorespiration; biosynthetic process. The coding region runs from base 70 to 1491 and encodes 473 amino acids. NCBI's taxonomy places the organism in Eukaryota, Viridiplantae, Streptophyta, Magnoliopsida, Solanales, Solanaceae. Gene Ontology annotation, molecular function: L-alanine:glyoxylate transaminase activity; pyridoxal phosphate binding; L-alanine:2-oxoglutarate transaminase activity.